Molecule: messenger RNA, 16646 nt
Organism: Pantherophis guttatus
Lineage: Eukaryota; Metazoa; Chordata; Lepidosauria; Squamata; Colubridae
Source: RefSeq, a predicted model, not a curated record
AAGGUUGGGGACCCCUGCUCUAACCGAUUAAAUCUCCUUCUUGCUCUUUCUUCUCUCUUCCUCUAGCAAAUCUCCUCCGGGCAACUGAGUCUGGAAGACCUUUUAGAGAUGUCAGACGAGCAGGUCUGCAAGACGGUGGAGAAAUUUGGGGCGAAUUGGGAAGAAUGCGCCCGACUCAACGCCUCUCUCUCCUGCCUCCGGAACGUGUAUAAGUCAGGAGGUAGUCUUUCCAAACAAGAUUGGACCAUCCAGUGGCCGCCAACGACCGAGACCAGCAAAGAAAACAACUCCAUGUGCCAAUCCGAAUCCAUGCAGUGGAUCCGAACUCACCUCUCUCUGAGCCCCAAGCCUAAGUCCAAGUGCAUCCCACACUUCUGCCACCCAACGCUGUCCCACGAGCUUGUCUACACGCACACGGACAGGCUAACCGUGGAAGGUUUUCCGGGACUCUUCCCUCCGCUGGAAUCCGGCCACCGCUCCUUGCCCCCUUCCCCACGCCAGCGGCAUGCAGCCCACACCCCGCCCUGCACCCCGAAUAUCAUCACCACCAUGACAGCUCCAGGGACACCGCCGGUCAGGAGGAGGAACAAAGGGAAACCCCCGGGGACGCCGCCCCCUUCGUCUCGGAAGCUGAUCCACCUUUUCCCGGGCUUCACCGUCUUGCAUCGGAGCAAAUCGCACGAGUUCCAGCUGGGCAAUCGGGUGGACGAGUCUCACACCCCCAAGGUCAAGAAGAAGGAUAAGCCCCUGAACCUCAAGAUUCACAACAGCGUGGGGAGCUGUGAGAACAUCCCCGCACAACGCUCUCCUCUCCUGUCCGAACGGUCCUUGAGGUCCUUUUUCGUCGGGCACCCUCCCUUCCUUCCUUCCACUCCUCCGGUCCAUACGGAUGGCAUGUUCUCCACAAAUACACUCUCAGUACCUCGCUGGUCCCCCCAAAUUCCUAGACGGGAUCUUGGAAACUCAAUCAAACACAGGUUUUCCACAAAGUAUUGGAUGUCUCAGACAUGCACCGUCUGUGGGAAAGGAAUGUUGUUUGGGCUGAAAUGUAAAAACUGCAAGCUAAAGUGCCACAACAAAUGUACCAAAGAGGCCCCACCGUGUCACCUGCUGAUCAUCCACCGUGGAGCAAGAUUAGUCCGGACAGAAUCUGUGCCAUGUGAUAUCAACAAUCCAUUGCGGAAGCCCCCCAGAUAUUCAGAUCUGCACAUCAGCCAGACGCUUCCCAAAACCAACAAAAUCAACAAGGAUCACAUUCCAGUGCCCUACCAGCCUGAUUCCAGCAGCAAUCCCUCCUCGACGACGUCGUCCACCCCUUCUUCACCAGCUCCCCCCCUGCCACCCAGCGCCACGCCGCCUUCGCCCUUGCACCCCUCCCCGCAGUGCACGCGGCAACAAAAACAGUUCAAUUUGCCAGCUUCUCACUACUACAAGUACAAGCAGCAAUUCAUUUUUCCAGAUGUUGUGCCAGAGGUGCCCACAAGACCACCUCAAGUUGUCCUCCAUCCAGUGAAUUCAGACCCAAUCCGAGAAGGGAAUCCAGUACUUCAAAUUGAAGUGGAGCCAACCUCCGAGACCGAACAGGGAAACGAUGAGGAGUCCGAGGACGACUUUGAGGAGAUGAACCUCUCCCUCCUCUCGGCUCGUAAUUUCCCCCGGAAAGCCAGCCAGACCAGCAUCUUCCUGCAGGAGUGGGACAUUCCUUUCGAGCAGCUGGAGAUCGGAGAGCUGAUCGGCAAGGGCCGCUUCGGGCAGGUUUUCCACGGCCGCUGGCACGGUGAGAUCGCCAUCCGCCUCAUCGACAUCGAGCGGGACAACGAGGACCAGCUGAAGGCCUUCAAGCGGGAAGUCAUGGCUUACAGGCAGACGCGGCACGAGAACGUGGUGCUGUUCAUGGGGGCCUGCAUGAGCCCUCCCCACCUUGCCAUCAUCACCAGCUUGUGCAAAGGACGAACCCUCUACUCGGUGGUGAGAGAUGUCAAAAUCGUCCUGGAUGUCAACAAAACACGACAGAUUGCUCAGGAGAUUGUCAAGGGAAUGGGCUACCUGCACGCGAAGGGAAUCCUCCAUAAAGAUCUGAAAUCCAAGAAUAUAUUCUACGACAACGGAAAAGUGGUGAUUACAGAUUUCGGCCUCUUCACUAUCUCUGGAGUUCUACAAGCGGGCAGGAGAGAGAACAAACUACGGAUCCAGAAUGGUUGGCUGUGCCACUUGGCACCAGAGAUCAUCCACCAGCUGUCACCCAAAACGGAAGAAGACAAACUACCUUUCUCCAAGCAUUCGGAUGUCUUUGCUUUUGGAACCGUCUGGUAUGAACUGUACGCCCGGGAAUGGCCAUUCAAGACCCAACCAGCCGAGGCAAUAAUUUGGCAAGUGGGCCGAGGGAUGAAGCCGAACCUCAGCCAGAUCGGCAUGGGGAAGGAGAUUUCAGACAUCCUUCUCUUCUGUUGGGCCUACGAGCAGGAGGAGCGACCCACGUUCACCAAACUCAUGGAGAUGCUGGAGAAACUGCCAAAGCGGAACCGCCGCCUGUCCCACCCUGGCCACUUCUGGAAGUCAGCAGAGCUGUGAAAUCAGAGGAUUGGUGCCUUUCUUACGUCCCUCUUCCUUCCCUUUCUCCAUUUCCUCUGUCCUUGUCCGUAGACUGGAAGGGUAUGGCCGACUUGGAAAUGUUCCGGGAUCAAAGAGGUGCUGUCUCAUUCCCGCCACCUUUAGAACAACAGACCUGAGGUCUGGACGGCGAGAGGAAACUCAAGCGCGUUCUCAGGAGGACGGAAGAACGGAAAGUUCCUCGGUGCGGAUGGAACGUAGGACGGAGGACACGAAGCAGACCAGAGUCCGAACGGUAGCCCUCCUGCUAAGCGGUCUGGAAACACCUGACGGCCAGCAGCCUUGAGAUACGUUCCCACGGGAAUAUCUGAGGGCAACUGUGAGCUACCCCACUUAGAAGCCAUUUUGCAUUAGUGGAUGCUGAUAUUUCUCUCUCUCUCUCUCUCUCUUUCUUUCUCUCUCUUUCUCUUUUUGUUGUAUGGUUUUCUUUGGUUGCUUUACUUGGACUUCCUCUUUCAUUGCCUGCACGGUGGAGAAAGGAGAAGGCUGUUUCAGCAGCCCCAGCUGUCCAGAGCAAGGAGGGUGACUUUUAACAGGACCCCCACGGACGUGCUCUUAAAACGGGGUUAGAUCGUUCCAGCGGUGCUUUUCCAAAAAGGCAACUUGGACUUUCUUUGCAAGUUUUUUUUUUUUCCUGUUCUGAUCAGAAAUGGAUGAGAAGCGAAACGUCUUUUAAAAAACAACAACAAGGAAGUCCAGUUGCCUUUUCGAAAAAAGCACCUUUGAGACAAACCGUGAUCUGGAUGGCUGAGAAUCUCCAUAGACCAUGGCUUAGAUCCCUCCUCAAAUUGCUUUUCCCGGGCUGCUCGUAAAACAGUCCCAUCAAGGCAGGCCAGAGAAGGAAUUCUGAAGAGUAUCGAGGGAGAGCUUCAUUCUCGAGUAACCUUCACGCGGUCAAGAGUUUCCUCCAACUUUCCUUCUGGGUUCAACGACGAGAGAUAGAAACUUCACCCUUUUAAAAAAAAAAAAAAUCCCCCCCCCCCGUAUCUGGCAACUCUCACCGGGGUGGGGCUGAAUUUCUCGAUGCAGAUCGGAGAUUUGACAUCAAAGCUUAACCUGCUGUUAACAGCUGCCAAUUCUUGGCUUUCGUGUUCUUUCGGUGCCUGAUGCUUUUUAUGUUAUUUUAUUUUUUAUUUUUUUUAUUUGAUUUAUAUGCCGCCCUUCUCCGGAGACUCAGGGCGGCUUACAAUGCGUUAAGCAAUAGCCUUCAUCCUUUUGUAUAUUUAUACAAAGUCAGCUUAUUGCCCCCACAAACUGGGUCCUCAUUUCACCUACCUUAGAAAGGAUGGAAGGCUGAGUCAACCUUGAGCCUUGGAGAGAUUCGAACCAGCAGUAAAUUGCAGGCAGCUGUGUUAAUAACAGGGUGCUUAGACCACUGUACUAUCAAGGCUCUUUUUUCCUUUCUUUAUGGCCCUUGCUGCAUUCUUCUGUUCCUCAUUCUCUGCACGUCUCUUGGGCGAGGCGUGUGAAAACACUCCCUAAAUAUUGCAUUAAUUUACGGGGGAGAAAGUCGGGUUUUUUUCUCUCCCCCCCCCCACCUAGGUUUCCUCAUUGCAAUGGGUAAAAUAGCAAAAAAAAACAAAAAAAAAACCCACUUCCACAUUCUUGCUCCGGUCACCCUGUAGCCUGCCUCCAAAAAGAAUAUUGCAGGGUCUAAUCUCAUCACAUCUCUAUUUCUUGUAAAUCCCGACUUUGAGCUUUGAAGGAGUCGUGUCGGAAAGAGAUUUGAUGGGUCUGCUUGGACCUGUCCGGUUUCCUUCCUUCUGAGCCGAGACAUUCUUGACACUUUACAUGACUUGCCUAGUUGCCUGAAGAGCAGACUUCUCCUUUUUUUUUUUUUUUCCCAGCUCCAAAGUUCACGCACGUUUGUUGUCAAUGUCAGGAGGUCUUCCUCUUCUCUCCUCCAUCCCCCCCACCACCACCCCCCGGCCACAUUUUUGUCAUGCUGGGCGUGGGCUGCACCUUCCAAGUAUUCUGAGCUCUUCUUUUUCGCGAGGCAAUUGCAGUGUGAGAUCAGAAAACCAGGAUGAUCAGUUUCGUCCAGGGGUGGGCUCCAAAAAUUUUAGCAAGGGGUUCUCUGCCCAGUUGCUAGGUGGGCGUGGCCAUGGUGGGCCUGGCCUAGUCGGCCUCCUGCACCACCGCUGGGGGGGGUGUUUUUGCCCUCCCCAGGCUCCAGAGGCUUUUCUGGAGCCUCUGGGAGAGUGAAAAAAGGAAAUUAAAAAGGUUGAGCUUUACAGACUUGGCUGUCCCAGAUUUUAAGAGCCAUGUCAACUCCAAGAGUUUCUGACACUGGCCAGGAGUGGGAUUCAGCUGGUUAGGACUGGUUGGAUGCCAGAUAAGUGCAGGGACUGCACAGAGGCUCUGGGACGGCAAAAAACGGGUCUACCGGAAGUACCAGAAGUCCAGAAAUGGGCCUGUUUCCGCCAUCCGAAGGGCCUCUGGAGCCGGGGGAGGCCAUUUUCGUCCUUCCAGAGGUUCGAGGAAAGCCUCCGGAGCCUGGGGAGGGUGAAAACACCACCACCCCGCUGUGGUGCGGGAGGCCGAAUAGGCCACGCCUACCCUAUCCACGCCCACCCAGCAACCGGGCAGAGAACUGAUUGCUAACAUUUUUGAAUCCCACCCCUGAUGCUGGUUUACCCAGUUCUCCAGCUGUCGUGACGCCAAGUAGAUUUUGAUCGUUGCAAAUGCAAUUUCUGUAGGUUUAGUUGAAUCUCCUGAAAUGGGAGAAACGUUCCUUAGGCUUCCCAGCUUGGCAAAGUGGCAUCGCAUGUUCUCAUCGUCGUGGGAGAUCUCUUCUUGAAAGCCUCCAGGGAUGAAGCUCCCACAACUUCUGAAGGCAGCUUCUGUUCCUUCGGUUGAUUGUUCUCACUGUCAGGAAAUUCCUCCUUAUUUCCAGGUUGAAUCUCUCCUUGUUCAGUUUCCAUCCAUUAUUCCUUGUCUGGCCUUCGGGUGCUUUGGAGAAUAGCUUGACCCCCUCCUCUCUGUGGCAGCCCCUCAAAUAUUGGAAGAUGCUAUCCUGUCUCCCCUGGUCCUUCUCUUCACUAAACUAGCCAUGCCCAGUUCAUCGAAUGUUUUAGCCUCCAGUCCCCUCAUCAUCCUGGUUGCUCUUCUCUGCACUCUUUCUAGAGUCUCAACAUCUUUUUUAUAGUGUGGUGACCAAAACUGGAUGCAGGAUUCUAGGUGUGGUCUUACUAAGGCUUUAUAGAGUGUUAUUAGAAUGAAGUCAUUCUUCCCGUGGAUUUUAGACCCUUCUUCCUUUUCGGGCACUGUUUAAGAUUUUAGAAGCAAAGCAAGGAAGCCUCAAGCCGCUGACUCAGCUCUCUCCCCUCUCCCCUACUCUCUGGAAAGGUCAAUUGAUAAAUGAAGCUUGGAGUUUGCACAGCUCCCUGUGGUGUCUUUAGUUCUGGAAGGCUGGUGUCCUUCCUUGAUUGACCGGCACGAUGUGGUUUUAUGUGCCCCUGUCUGCCAAAAAACGAGAACUCAAUGCCAUCGUGAGCACAUCCGUUCGGCUUUUUUGCAAUUGUCUGAAGUUGCGGUUAGGCCUCGUGCUGUGCGCCUUCUUGGAAAAGGAAGAUCUGGGAUUUAAAUCCUGCUGUGAGAAAAGCUGCAUUUCUCCCUUAUUCUGCAAUAAAAGGGGUGUGUUCCACAACUUGUUGCUUGCUUGCUUUUUCUUUCUUUCCUUCCUUCCUUCCUUCCUUCCUUCCUUCCUUCCUUCCUUCCUUCCUUCUUGGUAUGCAACAAGACAAAUUCCUUGUGUGUCCAAUCACACUUGGCCAAUAAAGAAUUCUAUUCUAUCUAUUCUUUUCUAUUCCUUCCUUCCUUCCUUCCAUUUCUUUCUUUCUUUCCUUCUUUCCUUCCUUCCUUCCAUCCUUCUUUCCUUCCUUCUUUCUUUCUUUCCUUCCUUCCCUCCCUCCCUCCUUCAUUUCCUUCCUUCCUUCCUUCCUUCCUUCCUUCCUUCCUUCCUUCCUUCUUCACAACCCACCCAGAUCCUUCAGAAACUACAGGCUGUCCGUUUCGUAGUCUUCCAGCAAGGAGCCAUUCUGAUUUCUUGAUCCCAAUUAAAGGGUGCCUUUCUUAUUUCUCUUUUGUGCUAUGUUUGAUUUGGUUGCUUUUUAAAAAAAAAUUCAAGCUAGAAUUCAACAUUUCGAAGAAGCUGACCAGGGCAAGAUCCUUGCACUUAUAUAUAAAAAAAAAAGAUAAUCCAGAUAGGAAGCAUAUCCAGAUUAACUAAUUCUACUUCAUUCAUAACAGGUUACGUUAACAGAAUCUUGCCGGUCUGAAAAUACAUUUUCCCCUCCCUCUUCACCUUUGUUGUUGUUGUUAGUGUGAACUUGUGUCCGACCCAUUGCGAUCCCAUGGACAACUUUCCUCCAGGCCUUCCUGUCCUCUACCAUCCUCUGGAGUCCAUUGAAGCUCAGGCUGACUGCUUCAGUGACUCCAUCCGGCCACCUCGUUCUCUGCCAUUGUCCCCUUCUUCUUUUGCCCUCCGUCUUUCCCAGCAUUAGGCUCUUCUCCAGGGAGUCCUUCCUUCUCCUUAGGUGGCCAAAGUAUUUGAGUUUCCUCUUCAGGAUCUGGCCUUCUAAAGAGCAGUCAGGGUUGAUCUCCUCUAGGACUGACCGGUUGGAUCGCCUUGCAGUGCAAGGGACUCGCAGGAGUCUUCUCCAGCACCAGAGUUCAAAGGCCUCCAUUCUUUGGCCUUCUCAGCCUUCCGUAUGGUCCAACUUUCACAGCCAUCCAUUGCAACUGGGAAAACCAUCGCCUUGACUAUACACACUUUUGUUGGCAGGGUGAUGUGUCUGUUUUUUAGUAUGCUGUCUAGAUUUGCCAUAGCUUUCCUCCCCAGGAGCAAGCCUCUUUUAAUUUCUCGGCUGCAGUCCCCCUCUGCGGUGAUCCUGGAGCCCAAGAUCACCUUUACAAUCUAAAAAAACUAGGUCGGGUCCCUUCUAAGUCAUUUAUCAUAUCCCCGUUCUUGUUGUUUUUUUGGACUGGCUCAACUGCUGGUUAUUUGAUCAUUAUCUAUUCUGGGGCUCUUCUUCCUGGCUGUCCCCCAAGAUCAUUCCCGCAUGCCGUUGCACCAGGAGACUGUCUUGCAUGUGGAAAUCUAAAGACCCACAAACACACCUGAGUAGGAAAGUGCCGGCGCAAGAUUCAGCCUCCUGUGGGUUGCUUCUCCUGCGUUGAUGGAUUUCUCCGUGCUAGAGGGCAGCAAAGGUUGGGGAUUGUGACAGGCCUGUGCGACGUGACGAGAGCUAAAUCUGCUCAAAAUAUUUUGUGCGCGUACAGAACAGGACAGAACAACGAGAGUUGGGAAGGGACCUUGGAGGUCAUCUAGUCCAACCCCCUGCUCAGGCAGGAAAGUACUCGAGAAAUCCUGUGCUAGGGAUUCGAACCGCCGAACUGCCGACCUUUCUGAUCGACAAGCUCAGUGUCUUAGCCAGUUGAGCCACCUAGUCAGGCUAAGGCCUGGAUGGCUCCUUAGCGUUCCUUUUCCUAUGCCAUAUACUGUAAGUAGAAGCCACAAAAUAAUUAAGAACGGAUUCUUGAUCUGAUCCAGACAGACCCGGUUGGUUUCGGGUGAUUCAGGGACAGAUGCAAAAAUCGGUGCCUUUGGUUAAGGGGCGGAGAGAGAAAUCCCCUCUGCGGUGCCAAAUUUCAGUCGUGCAAUAGGUGGCCCUUAAACUGUAUUUAUUGUCUUGAUGUUUUUUUAAAAUAUGGCUGAUAGGGAAGAUCAUUCUGGUCCUUCUUUCUCCGUGGGAUCCAAAACCUCUGCAAAAAUAGUCCUUUUAUUUACAAUCGUUUGUUUUAGGGACCCACGGCACUAAAAAGUGUGACUUAUGACCAUUUUUCACACUUAGCUACCGUUGCUGAUAAAUCAGGAUCGCGUGAUUUACAUUUGGAAGCUUGGUAACUGGCUCAUACUUAUGACGGUUGUAGCAUUCCGGGCAGCAGUGAAAUCCAAUUUUUUUUACUACCGGUUCUGUGGGCGUGGCUUCGUGAGCAUGGUGGGGGUGGCAGGGGAAGGAUACUGCAAAAUCCCCAUUCCCACCCCACUCCAGGGGAAAGAUAUUGCAAAAUCCCCAUUUCCUCCCCACUCCUGGGGAAAGAUACUGCAAAAUCCCCGUUCAGUCCCCACUCCAGGGGAAGGAUACUGCAAAAUCCCCAUUCCCUCCCCACUCCAGGGGAAGGAUACUGCAAAAUCCCCAUUCCCUCCCCACUCCAGGGGAAGGAUACUGCAAAAUCUCCAUUCCCACCCCACUCCAGGGGAAAGAUACUGCAAAAUCCCCAUUCCCUCCCCACUCCAGGGGAAAGAUACUGCAAAAUCCCCAUUCCUGGGGGAAGGAUACUGCAAAAUCCCCGUUCUGUCCCCACUCCAGGGGAAGGAUACUGCAAAAUCCCCAUUCCCUCCCCACUUCAGGGGAAGAAUACUGCAAAAUCCCCAUUCCCUCCCCACUCCAGGGGAAGGAUAUUGCAAAAUCUCCAUUCCCACCCCACUCUGGGGCCAACCAGAGGUGGUAUUUGCCGGUUCUCCGAACUACUCAAAAUUUCCGCUACUGGUUCUCCAGAACCUGUCAGAACCUGCUGGAUUUCACCCCUGGUCACGGGGUCACGUGUUCCCCUUUUGCGACCUCCCGACAGACAACAUCAACAGGGAAGCCAGAUUCACUUAACAACCGUGUCUACCAUCUUAACAACUGCAGCGAUUCACUUACCAACAAGUGGGGCGAGAGAGGUCGUAAAAUGAGGCGAAAUUCAUUUAGCCACUGCCUCGCUUAGCAACAGAAGUUUUGCACUCCGUCGCGGUCGUAACUCGAGGACCGCCUGUAAUACAUGUGCAAGAAAAACAGAUUUGCUGAAUAUUUUUGGCUAGAGGAAAGUUUAAAGGAGGAACUGUUGCAUGUUAGCAUCGAACGGGGUGAAAAAAAAAACCCAGCCCAGUCUGGUUUAUUUGCUGUCCUCCCCCACCCCCCCAUCCCAAAGAAGCCAAGCAUAUUGGCUUAUUUAUUAUUUAUUUAUUACUUAUUGGUUCAAUUUAUAUGCCGCCCUUCUCCGGAGACUCAGGGCCGCUUACAAUGCUUUUAAGCAAUAGCCUUCAUUCUUUUGUAUAUACCUGCUUAGUAGGGCUUUCGUCCCCCCCCUAAGCGGUGUUCUUUUUUAUACAAAGUCAUCUUAUUGCCCCCACAAUCUGGGUCCUCAUUUUACCUACCUCGGAAGGAUGGAAGGCUGAGUCAACCUUGAGCCUGGUGAGAUUCGAACCUGCAGUAAAUGCAGGCAGCUGAUGUUACUUAACAGUGCUUUAGUCUGCUGCGCCACCAAGGCUUAUGUCCUCAUCAUGCUUUCUUAUAUUUCCCCCCCCUCCCCAAGUCUUAAAUUUAUCAGUAACAAAUCUCCCCUCCCCUCCCUUCGUUUGAUCUCUGUUGUUUCGGCUUCGCUGCCCUCUUCCCACCCUGUUCUUUUAUCGAUGGAUUUUUAUCCGGUUUAAAAAUAACCAGCUCUUUAGAACAGAGAAUAUAAGGGAAACCGCCACAAUGCCAACUAAUAGGAGUUCCAAGGGCGUGGACUGAGGUUAUCCGGUAGCUCAGAUUUAUUAGCCAGCUCCAUAGAGACAGGGGUUUAUUUACAGAUCUGUUGAGUGAGAGUGAACUCUUGUCCCCUUCCCCUUUCCCCAAUCCGCUCCAGGGAGUUGUAUCGGGUUUUUCCUUGUUCACAGAGAAGCUGUUCUAUUUAGUGCAGAGGAUAAGAAAAUUGUCUUGGCUUAGAAGGUUUUGUUGUGGGCCGCCAGCGGCCAGCGGAGCUGGUGGCAGACUCAGACAGUGAGGAGUUUGGGGAGGAACAUGGGCCAGUCCUGGAGUCUGGGGAAGGCUCUGAUGAGGGCUCUGCGUCGGAGGCAGAGAGAGGGCCAGGGCCGUCCGACAGUUAUCAGCUGCCUUCGGAGUCGGACAUCAGUGAGGCAGAGGAACAGCUGGAGCCUGUUCCCGAUGUGCGCAUGCGCAGAGUUGCCAGGAGAAGGGAACAGCUAAGGAACAAGGGUCAACUCAGGAGUAAAGCCACAGGUGGACAGUGAAUGGCUCCUCCCAUAGGGAAUAAAGAGGACCGAAAGAGGAGGGGAGUUUGCAGGAGACAAUUAGUUCAAUUCACGAGGGUGAAGAUCUGCUCCUGACUUCUUGCCAAGUAAUUGCUGCUGCUACAGCGUGGCGUUUGGAAGAUAUCGGCCUGGCAGCUCUCCACGCCCGAUAAAGGUCUGUAGUUGUGAAAUCUCCUGAAGGAUUUUGCUGGAGAGGAAUUUCCCUUUAACCUAAAUAAAAGAGGUUUUAUCCGAACGAGGAGUCUGCUUCAUGAUCUUGGGAGGCCUAGAUCAGAACAGGUUUUACUCUCUCUAGUUCAGGGGCGAAGAAUCAAACUUAUAUGCGUAGAGUAUAAACUAGCUACUUUAUUGCUCAACGCCUCUUUCACAGGAAUCUUCCGAGACCGGCAGACUAGAUAAGGUUCAGUGCAGGGGUGGGUUCUACUUAACUUUACUACCAGUUCGCAAUGGGAUCGUGUGCGCGAUCGGAAGCUUCUGUGCAUGCGCAGAUCGCUUCUGAUGACGUCAGGGUCAGUGGGCGGAGCUUCCCGCCAGUUUUACUACCGGUUCUAUAGAACCGGUCCGAGCCGGGGACAACCCACCACUGGUUCAGUGGUAUUCAAGGACCUCUUAUGCCUACAUAACAAUUCCAGACUAAUUCCCAGCUUGACUCCUCCCUCCUUGGCCCAGCCAGUCGCUCUCUGACAUCUAGCUCCCUCCCGUGUAUAUCAUAGAACCGACUAUUCAUCCAUCUCUCAUCGUAUGUAUGGCUAUCGUCUUCCUUUCGCUUUCCUGCUCAGAAAUAGGAACCCCAAUAUUAUUUUUAUGGCCUGGUUAAAAAUGUCAGAUCAAAAAAGGAGAUAAGUACAAAAGGCAGAGCAAAGUAGGCAACUUUUUCAGUGUGAAGGGGGGUUUUUUUAGUUAGAAAGGUGGUACGGUCAAGGACUAGAGAGAUAAUCCCCUACAUUUGUUUGGGAGUCUGCUAACUCUCACGAGGAACUGGAUUUCUGAUGCUUUAGGGUUUGCCGCUGAAUUUCAAGACCUGGCGUUCAUCCGAACUGGGCUCAUAAAAAAGCCUUUAGAAGCUGUGUGUCAACUUGCAAAGCUUUCAAGUUGCCAUGAGCAGGAGGGAGGGAGAACUGAAGUGAAUUCCAUACAUUCUUCCUGACCGCAAUCAGAAGGAGGGUGUUAGGUUUCACAGCCAGCCAAAGUGGUUAAUUGGAGAAUGUGAUUUAUGACAGAGAGGAGAGGAGAGACAGGGUCAUAGGGGAACGUAAAUCUACGUGGGACCAGUCCUAACUGCAUCCCAGUAUUGCCGGAAUGUUGCUCCUAAUAAAUGACUAUAUUUCCUUUGAAGUUUGGAUCAUGGCUCAUGAAUUAAUUAGGGCAUCUUUCGGAAACUUGACACUGUGAUUGUGACUCACCUUUGCAACGCCUUAAUCCAAGUGGGCUGCUAAGCAUUGUUUGCAAUAGUGGCGAAUAUCUGUAGCUCGGGUGUAGGAUGAGGGUGGAAGUUCGUUCUCCGAGCUCGUGGGUUGGUCUCUGAACCUUUUAUUCCCGGGCUAGGUAACAUCUUCAGCACUCCGCAAGCAAGUCCAUCGACGGACACAUUGGCUUGCAACCAGCCUAAGAACCCCUCAGAACCAGAGGUGGAAUUCAGCCGGUUCAGACUGGUAGCUCCGACGAUUAGCUGGCUCUGCCCCCCCCCCCACAUCCACCCUAUCCUGUCCUUUAUUUCCUGCUUUCUAACUCAUCUCAAUCGUGUGGCACAGCCUUCCCCCCCCCCUCCGCUGUUCUACUUACCGUUGCUGACUUGGAAGGUAAGGAGCUGAGCUUCUAAAUGCUCCAUUUUCAGCACGAAGUGCGCGCUCACCGAACCAACAGCAUCCCACCACUGCUCAGAACCCGAGUCAACAUCACGGUUAACCAGAGACAGCACCGACCCUCAACCGACCCAUGCAAUUCUCCCACCACCAUCACCAGCAGUUCACCUCCCAGUGACCCUGACUGACACAAGACCAGUCUAAUUUUUUUUUUUUUACUACUGGUUCUGUGAGCGUGGUGUGGCUUGGUGGGUGUGGCAGGGGAAGGAUACUGCAAAAUCCCCACUCCCUCCCCACUCCAGGGGAAGGUUACUGCAAAAUCUCCAUUCCCUCCCCACUCCAGGGGAAGGAUACUGCAAAAUCCCCAUUUCCUCCCAAUCUGCUGGGACUCGGGAGGCAGAGAAUAGAUGGGGGCGGGGCCAGUCAGAGGUGGCAUUUGCCGGUUUGCCGAACUACUCAAAAUUUCGGCUACCGGUUCUCCAGAACUGGUCAGCACCUGCCGAAUACCACCUCUGUCUCUUCACUCACAUAUAUCCUCCAAUGCUAAGAGUAUACCCAUUUGUGUGUGCAUACACAGAGAGAGAGAGACAGACAGACAGACAAACACACAGAGAUACACGGAUCCAUAGACUUAUUCUGAGCUCUAACUCAAGCUAUCAAGGGCAGAACAAUCCGAGAUGAUCCUUCCCUCAUUACCUUUUGAGUAGAGUGAAUACACACCCACACACAAACGGGGCGUGGAAUGACCGCCACACAAAUACAGAAACCACAAGGCGGAUUGUAUUCUAAUCCACACAUCCCAUAAGCUUUUACUCUUUUACCCUGCACCGCGCAUUCCUGUCUUAAUUCUCCGGUUGACUUAUUAACAGUCCUGGGGGGAAACCCCUUUAGAUCCCUUAAUUCUCUAAACACACACACACACACACACACAUACACACAAACACACAAAAUCUAAUGCGUUUGUGUUUCUGGCUUUUCGCCACUGCGCCUGCUUCUCUUCUCCCCUUUCCUGCCCACGCAGUGGCCUUUUAAAAUCCCCCCCGGCUUCCGAGCCAGUAGUAAAAAAAAAAGAAAGGAUUGGUGAACAUGCUCCCUUCGUACACAUACUUCUGUAUUGAAAAUUCUUUUCUUGUGGACCGCUUUCUCUUUUCUCUGAGAACUCGCGAAGGACACGAAGAUAAAAUGCGCGAGCCGUCGGCCUCUGCUUGGCUAGGCAACGGCAGGAAGUUUCGGGCAUAUCUAAGGAAAAUAUUGUCCUUGGCGUCACACACAUGCUACAGAUGGUAGGUUUUAGAAAUCAGGAAGUUCAACCGUUGCACCCAGGAGUAGGUUUCCCACAGGCUCGCUUCAGGCAGCCUCUGGCCUCACCUCCGUACCAAUCCUGGCACUCCAAGAUAAGCGCACUGAAAUUCAGUGGCAAAGGAAAUUCAAGUGGAGGGAUCUUUGCCUGUUUUUUGAAGUAGGGAUGGGAGGCCACUAGGUGAUUCUGAAUUGCAAUUCUUGGCAACCUGAAGCCAGAAGGACGCUGGGAGUUGCGAUUAGUUCUCCAGACUAAGAUCCCACUUAUAGGGCCAUACGCAGGUAGUCCUCACUCAGUGACAGUGACGAAGAGCUCUUGUCACUAAGUGAUGCGGUCGUACAGAGCUGCGUAAUGUGGUCGGGCUGACUCACAAUGGUAAUAGCGGCAGUUCCAGUUGGUGUCGUAAGGUUGCAGCGUCCCUUGGUCACAACGAUUGCCAUUUGCGACCUCCUGCGGGUUUCCCCAUUGCCUUCGCUUGCCCGAAGCCAGCAGCGAAAGUCACAAAAUGAUGGAUCGUUUGAUCCCAGGAUGACGGUCAUCAUUGCGAGCCAGUUUCCCAAAUCAUAAUCACGUGACCGCAGGGAUGGUGCAACAGCCACAACCCCACAGAUUAAGUCACAAUCUCCACUUGUUCAGCACCGUCACACCUUCAAACAGCCGCUGAACGCCUGGCUGUUUAAUGAGAAUCGCCUGUAACCUCAUCAAAGUCGGGAGAAAUUCUCAAGUCCUUUGUACGUAAGGAGCACCUUUGUAAAAGAAAAAAAAAUCACAUCUCUGUAUGUGAAUGUCACGUCUACACACAGUUCAAAUAGAGGGAGGGGGACAGUGUGGUUGUAUUGUUGUGUUCUCUGUGUCGGUCUUGACGUAAAGAAUGAGUCACAACAUAUUUAUUCCCAGGGGGAAAACUUUCACCCACCUCAAAAGCAAUAGGAGUGCUCCAAAGCAGAGCUGCAUUCCUACGAAACUCCACUUUUAAUUGCCAUUUAAUUCCUUUCACUGCAAAAUAAUCUCCCCCCCUCGCCCCCCCCAUGCUUUCUAUGAUUGAAAAGACGACAUCUGCCUGCAACGGAGCAAUUGAGGAGUUCGCGCAUUUUAUAUAAACCACCAAGUCCAUUUUAUAACAGUGAAUGUAGUAUCCGUUUUUUGUUCCCUAAUUCUGCGACUUUUUCUCUUUUUUUUCUCCUGGAUAAAAAAAAACAAGUGCCAUUUCACUCCACUAUAAGGUGAGUUGAGGGACGCGGUGGCUCAGCGGCUAAGACGCUGAGCUUGUCGAUCGAAAGGUUCGGCAGUUCGGCGGUUCGAAUCCCUAGUGCCGCGUAACGGGGGGAGCUCCCGUGACUUGUCCCAGCUUCUGCCAACCUAGCAGUUCGAAAGCAUGUAAAAAAAUGUAAGUAGAAAAAUAGGGGCCACCUUUAGUGGGAACAGCGUUCUGUGCGUCUUUGGCGUUGAGUCAUGCCGGCCACGUGACCACGGAGACGUCUUCGGACAGCGCUGGCUCUUCGGCUUUGAAACGGAGAUGAGCACCGCCCCCUAGAGUCGGGAACGACUAGCACGUAUGUGCGAGGGGAACCUUUACCUUUAUAAAAUGAGUUUGGGAAAUGAAAGCAGCAAAAGAGCAAGGCCAUUCGUCUUCCACCAAAUGGCCUCAAGAGUUUUAAUCAUUUAAGUGGAGAAAGGCCUUCGGUCACCUGUGACAUGAGCAGAAGUCUUGUCUAGUUACUAAACUAAAAAAAAAAAUGUCGUUAGAGCAGCAGCAGCUUCACGCUAUAAAAUGAGCCAAACAGGGAAUCCCACAAAGUAACAAUUACAAAAUAUUUUAAAAUGUGGAACGCCCCACUCUUUCGGAACCACCCCAGAGCAAGUCUCAGGAAAAAGCCGCAAUUAUUUGGGUUGGGGGUUUUUUUGCCAUUUAAAAAAAAAACAAAAACAGCCAGAAGAAUGUUAGUGAAAAAUUUAGUUCAUAACAGAAUAUCUCAAAGAAAUUUGCCGACAUUUUUUUUUUAAAAAAAAAGUUAAUUUAUUUCAAGUCAGUGACUACUAACUGUAUACAGGUCAUAAAACUUUCAGAAGGAAACAGAAUGAUAAAUGUUUAAUUCAACUACAUAUGCUAGUUUUGUGGCCGCUCAGGAAAUAGUCAGGCACGGGAAGGGUUUUGUGGCUCCCGGUGUUUUCUUUUCUGUGGGAAACGGGUCCAAAUGGCUCUUUGAGUGUGUAAGGUUACCGACCCCUGACAUAAACGGACCUAAUUUUUUAACUCGUUGUUAAGCAAAUCUCGUGGUCAUAAGCCUAAACCCACUCCCCCAAAUGGGCUUUUUUUUUUUUUGCUGGCUAUAAGUGAAGGACUAGCUGUAUGAAAUACGCAUAUAUCUGUUUUUAUAUCGUUUGUUGCCAAAUCCUCAUCAUUAGAAACAAGUGAGCAAGCAAAUCAUGGAUUCUCAGGCAAACAAAACAAAACUCAACAUUUAAAAAAAUAAAAAAUAAAAAUCUCCACCAAAACCGAACGGGGAAGGAGAAGGGGAAAAAAAAAAAAACACGGAGUAAAGCAAAACUGAAAACAUUGUUCUUCUUGCAGAUUGUAAAUUUGUACAGUACCAUUUAUAAAUUUUUCUACACAUGAGGGAAAGUAUUUAUAAUUUCUGCUGUUGGUUGGGAGUGCAAGUGGCAGGGGACUGCAAAAUAAAACGAAAUAAACAAAACACAAAUGGAGCGUUUUAAGAGUUUUCUCCCCCCCCCUUUUUUUUUCUUUCUUUCUUUCUUUUUUUUUUUUUUUGUUCCUUGUGCUUUUGGUGAGGUGUCUGUUGAGGUAAAAUUAUGUAUGAAUUAUUUAUGCCAAUAAAAAAUUUGAAAACGA